AAGGCUAAGGAGCUGCUCAGUGCUGCUCAAACACUGGGGCAGAGUCACAACAGAGCUAAACAUGAGCACCAGCCAAGGCCCCUUGCAGUUCUUUCCUGGGUCCCUGAGGGGUGGCUCAGGGUGUGGGUUGGCCCCGCCAGGACCUUCCUACAGGCCUCCGGGGGCAGACGGUGGAGCCAGCGGCGCUCAUCCCUUCUCCCCCGCCAGACCUCUCUGGCUGCCUGCUGGAGGAGGGGCAGCCUGGGCAGGCUUCAGCGAGCGCCAUGGGGAGAGCAUCUUCCUGAGGGGGAGCGAGAAGCAGACCAUGCAGAACCUGAAUGACCGUUUGGCUGCCUACCUGGACAAGGUCCGUGCCCUGGAAGCAGCCAACGCUCAGCUGGAGAGCUGCAUCCUGGAGUGGCACAAGACAAAGUCCCACGGGCAGAGGCAGGACUUCAGCCAGUACGAGCAGCACGUCACCGACAUGCAGAGGCAGAUCGAGGAUGGCAAAAUCACCAACGCCAGCAUCCUGCUGCAGAUCGACAAUGCCAGCAUGGCCUCCGAGGACUUCAGGCUCAAGCUGGAGGCGGAGCGCGCUCGCCGGCAGGGAGUGCAGCUGGAUGUGGAGAACCUGCGGAAGGAGCUGGAUGGCCUGACCAUAGUGACCACAGACCUGGAGAUGGAGAUUGAGAGCCUGAGGGAAGAGCACAUCCUGAGGAGGAAAGACCACGAGGAGGACAUGGAAGCCAAUCGCUCCCCACAGGACCUCAGAGUGGAUGUGAAGGUGAAAGCUGCACCCCCUGAGGACUUGGCCAAGAUCCUGGCUGCCAUCAGGGAGGACUACGAAGCCAUCAUCGAGAAGAACAGGCAGAGCCUGGACAGUUGGUACAGGGAGCAGAGCUCAGCCACGACCCUGGCAGCGAGCCCUGACCCGGAGCAGCUGCAGCGCAACGAGAAUGAGAUCAAGGACCUGAAGCGCACCCUGCAGGCCCUGGACAUCGAGCUGCAGGCACAGAUGAGUAAGAAGCAGAUGCUGGAGGACAGCCUGGCCGCCACGCGCAGCUCCUACGCCGCCGCGCUGCAGGACAUGCAGCGCAUCAUCUGCAGGAGCGAGCGGGAGCUGGGGCAGCUGCGCCACGACCUCAAGCAGCAGAACAAUCAGUACAAGGUGCUGCUGGGCAUCAAAACCAGGCUGGAGAAGGAGAUCUCCACCUACCGCCUGCUGCUGGAGGGGAAGGCUGAGGGGGUACCAAGGAAAUCUGAAUCAAAAGCUGAAGAGCCUGCCGAGCUGGCCAGCAGGAAGAUCAAAGCCAUUGUCCACGACAGUGUGGAUGGGCAGGUGGUGGCCUCCACCAUCAACGAGCUCCCCCAGCAGGCCUGAAGCACAGACUGCUGCUGGCUCCUGGGCUCGGCCAGCCCCUGCCCUGCAGCUCCCUGCUGGGUGGGACAGGACACU
This is a messenger RNA of Dryobates pubescens (Downy woodpecker), 1435 nucleotides long. RefSeq names its product keratin 23 (gene KRT23). The record is from RefSeq and is a predicted model, not a curated record. Gene Ontology annotation, molecular function: structural molecule activity. The coding region runs from base 62 to 1360 and encodes 432 amino acids. The transcript is spliced from 8 exons. NCBI's taxonomy places the organism in Eukaryota, Metazoa, Chordata, Aves, Piciformes, Picidae.